Molecule: messenger RNA, 2313 nt
Organism: Aspergillus mulundensis
Lineage: Eukaryota; Fungi; Ascomycota; Eurotiomycetes; Eurotiales; Aspergillaceae
Product: exosome nuclease subunit RRP6
Exons: 1
Coding region: 1-2313 (770 amino acids)
Biological process (GO): histone mRNA catabolic process; nuclear polyadenylation-dependent antisense transcript catabolic process; poly(A)-dependent snoRNA 3'-end processing
Cellular component (GO): nucleolus; nuclear exosome (RNase complex)
Molecular function (GO): nucleic acid binding; nucleotide binding; 3'-5'-RNA exonuclease activity
Source: RefSeq, a predicted model, not a curated record
AUGGACCCAGCCGCUGGAUUUGCACCGUUUCAGGAACGGGUGCAGACGUCUCUUAUGGAUGUCACCCGUACCGUCGGCGCGUUGCCCGUUGACGAUCUCAACUUCCACCGGACCUCAAGCGCAAAGGUCUCGGAAGGGUUGGAUGAGGAAAGCGGUCGAUUGCUGUCGCUCACAUCGUCUCUCUUGAAGGCGGCUACUGCUGGGACUGAUAUCUCCGCUCCGGUACUGUCAGACGAGGAUUCAAUCGAUGAUAAUUGGCGGGGCAUUGUGGAUGUGAUUGAUGCGCUCCUGGAAAAGGCAGAUGCAUGCUUGGACGAAUUCACAGGGGUCAUUAAAAAAUUGAGCCCUUCGCAGGAUAAGGAUGGAGAGAAGAAAGAUGCGGCUACGGGUACGAGAAAGACGCAGAACUUCCCGACAAUUUACGACUAUGGCCCGUCGAAAAUCCCCAAACCCCAACUUCAGUUUGAGCACCAGGUCGAUCCUACGGAUACAUCGCCCUUCAAGCCUCUGCUCAAGACCAAGCCGCAUGCUAUCGAUUCGCUGGAGCAGUCGCUGACACCACCUACUGACGCGCCUAAGUGUUAUCGUAAUCCGUACGAGACGGAGAUCCGUGCUGCGAAGUACCCCGGCUCUGCUUAUACUGUGUCACCUCCAAUUGACUAUCUGCCAUUCCAAUCGACGACCGCGACGUUUGUGGAUACUUUGGAAGGGGUGAAGGAGAUGCUGGCGGAGCUGAAGUCUGCGAGUGAGAUUGCGAUCGAUUUGGAACACCACGACGUGCAUUCUUAUCAUGGACUUGUCUCGCUGAUGCAGAUUAGCACACGGGACAAAGACUGGGUUGUGGACACGCUCAAGCCGUGGAGAGAGGAGCUACAAAUGCUCAACGAGGUGUUCGCGGACCCUAAAAUCUUGAAGCUCUUCCAUGGAUCAAGCAUGGAUAUUAUCUGGCUGCAGCGCGACCUCGGCCUCUAUGUUGUGGGCAUGUUCGACACAUAUCAUGCCGCUUUUGCGCUCAGCUAUCCGAAGAAAAGUUUGAAGUUUUUGCUGCAAAAGUUUGUCAACUUUGAGGCCGAUAAGCAGUACCAGAUGGCCGACUGGCGGAUUCGACCACUUCCGUCUGGCAUGUUCAACUAUGCCCGUUCCGAUACCCACUAUCUCCUCUACGUUUAUGACAACCUACGAAACGAACUCUUGGAGAACUCCACGCCCGAGGCGAACCUUGUGGAUUAUGUCCUCGAGAAGUCAAAGGCCGAGGCGCUGCAGCGAUAUGAGCGUCCCGUCUACGACGCAGCUACAGGGCAAGGCGCGGGUGGUUGGUACGACCUGAUGACGCGCAGCCCGGCUAUCCUCAACAACGAGCAGUUUGCUGUCCUCAGGGCAGUGCACGAAUGGCGCGACAAGGUAGCUCGGGAGGAGGAUGAAGGUGUGCAAUGCGUUUUCCCAAAGCACAUCCUUUUCCGAGUCGCCCAGACGAUGCCUCAAGACCUUGGUACAUUGUUCAGGACAAUGUCUCCUAUGACACCGCUCACCAAAGAGCGUGCCCCAGACCUGUUGCAGAUAAUCAAGACAGCAAAGGCUGAAGGUGCCACCGGGCCGGAAUGGCGUGACAUCUAUGUCAAACCUGUCAGAAGCCAGCGACCAGUACAGCUUCCUCCGACGCCUCAUACAGCGCAAGAUGGUUCUUUCCCUACCGCUUCCCGCUACGAAAUCUCACAGUUCUGGGGCUCUGUGCUGGAUGCCGAGACCCCGCCCCAAUCUCCACUGGAAUACUCUCUAGUAGCAUCCGCCGAAGCCCUUCGCCUCUCCCUCCCUCUUCCGCCUAUGCCGAGAACAGUCGCCGAAGUCCGCGUUGCGCAACCACUUAAACCAAAAACCCCCACACCAGCACCCAAGAAGGAAGAAGAAGACAAGAACAAGAUCUUCACCGUCAAAGAACUUGGUGGCCCACGUAAGCGCAAGGGUGCGCCACAACCUCCGGCCGAAGCCGAAACAACCUCACCCUCAGAAGAACCCGAAGCCGAGCAUGAACUCGACGAGAUCCCUAUCGAGGUUGAUUCGCCUCCCUCUAAGAAACAGCGCCGGAAGGAAAAGCGCGAGAAGAAGAAAAAGGAGAAGCAAUCUCAGGCUGCAGAGGACUCAACGCCAUUCAAUUACGACACGGCCGAAUCUAUCCUCAACGCCAAACCUCAAGCUACGUCUGGUCUUCCUUCCAAGCGGCCAUUUGAUCCAUACAAGAAGGCACUCGAGGCUCCUCGGACUGGAGUCAAGAAGGAGAAGAAAGAGCUGCCUGGAAGGAGUUUUACAUUCAGGUAG